UGAGCCCGCAUUGGUCUUUUCAGCGGAACUUAUUCCUUAUUUAAUGCUCUAAUCUUUGCAUAUGUGGUUCUGCAAACACUUUUCUCUGAAAUGCAAUAAAUAUACUUCAUAUGCACAAAAAAUAACAAAUUUACUCUUUUUUUGAUUUUCUCCUUCAUCUACUGUGUUUUAUCCUUUUUUUCUGCUUAAAAGGUUGCUGAUCUGAUUUCUCUCUCAGAUCUGAUUUCAGUUUCAUCUGCAUAAUAUGCCCUUUUAAAUGGUAUCAUUAUUCAAGUAAAAAAAAAUACUCUUAAUCCUGGUUGGUAGUAACUUACGUCGUGUUUCCCAGCGUAGCAAGACUGGAUGACGUUGAUUAUUAUCAGCUUCAGCCCGUUAUGUUGGACCGAUUAAGUUCAGAAUUACAAUCCGAGAACAAGUCUUCAAAGUACAAAAAACACUACGUUUGCAGAUCAAUUUGACAGUACAACAAAAACGAAAAUCCCUUAAAUCUACUCAGCUUAAACUAUUAAGAGCAUUUUUCAAGAGUCGCUAGAGUUCAUUUUUGAGCUGAAUGGAUUUAAAUUUGUUGUGAUUUUGCAAAUACCUUUACAAAAUUGACCGUCAUCAAUAAAAAUCAUCAUCGUUAUGUAUUUAAUUUGUUUUAACUUUUCCUUAGUUGUUGUAUUCUGUCUAAUUAUCUUUCACCAGACUUUUACUCAAGAUGUUUCUUUCAACUGGUCGGCGAACGCGGCUGUUCCUAGUCUGAGAGACUACUUCUUCAACCCUCCUGAGUCAUAUGAGCCCCACCCGGCUAUAGGUGGAAUCCAGUGCUAUCGGCGCAAGUGUCGUCCUGAUGCCUCCAACGGGGGCACGUGUCCGGGAGUCUAUGAUGACAGGGUGCGGGGAAACUUCUGUGUCGUUAAGAACGAGUUCGGAUACCUCAUGUUUGACGGGGUAUUUUCAGUAUUCGACUUGACCAGUGCGUGCUACGAUAAGGUAAAAGCGUGUCACGUGAGUUACUGCAACUCGAAUGAGUUCUACCGAGACAAGACAGGCUGGUGCAGAUGCGAAGAUCGUCAGUGUAUCCUGAAGAUGCUCCUGCAGCCCCCCAACAUCGAGAAGGAGGGGUCCAAAUUCUACUACAAAACCCCUCAAGGUCAACUGAAACGGGGUCAACACGACUGCAAGGACACUUGCCACAAUCAGAGGCAUUCCAGUUUGAUCUUAUGAAGACCUUGUGAUGAACUUUCAAAACUGUUUUUUCUUGUCUUUUUUCUAUCACUUUUGUCGCGCGUAAUAGUUCAAUUCAAACUCUG
Symsagittifera roscoffensis is the source of this 1295-nucleotide messenger RNA. RefSeq lists its product as uncharacterized. Bases 625 to 1209 code for a protein of 194 amino acids. The transcript has 3 exons. The record is from RefSeq and is a predicted model, not a curated record. NCBI's taxonomy places the organism in Eukaryota, Metazoa, Xenacoelomorpha, Acoela, Convolutidae.